Messenger RNA from Orbicella faveolata, 5002 nucleotides. RefSeq names its product interferon-induced very large GTPase 1-like. The record is from RefSeq and is a predicted model, not a curated record. Lineage: Eukaryota; Metazoa; Cnidaria; Anthozoa; Scleractinia; Merulinidae.
CCCCGGCCCCCGGCCCCCAGCCCCGCGUUUUCCAUCUAGCCCAAGUGGUGGAGUGAAUGUUGCUUCUUAUCACGGAUAUCAUAUUUAUCCUCGUCCGGUUUUUCUUCGGAGACACCGUAGCUUUACUUCGAGAAAGCUAAACGUUUCCGUAGAGACGUUCUUAUGUUUCUUCCAUCAAUUUGAUCAAGAUUAUGUCUCUCGAGCUCGAUGUAUAGGUUUAUUCCUCCUUUUUCCCUUCCGGCAUCAUAUGAUCAGCUAAUUAAUUUAGUCGUUUACGUGCUAAUCAGUUGACUGUUUUGCGUGUUGUAUAUCCCAUUGUUGACAUUGUUUGACGACAGUUGCCAGUAUUUCUAAAAUACUCUGUGCGUCUGUAGUUACUGGUGCAACUCGUACGUAUGUGAAAAUGUUAGACAUUCAGAACAGUCCAGCUUUCCACGAAUAGGAAGAGAAGCUAUGAUUGGCUAACCGCCAGCGAACGGAAGUGACCGGUCCAUUGAGCAGACGUUCGCGGGGCCGGGGAAGGAACGCGUGACGAGCCUCUUGAGGAGCGUAUUCAGUUGUUGUUGGUAAUUCGACCAGUCUCACUUUUAUAUAGGGUGAAUGACACGCAGCCCAUUGAGAUUCGCAAGGAGAACUGAAGAAAGCCGGGACAUUCAAGUGCUGGGUGAAUGAUACGCUGCCUAUUGUGAGGCAACCCGCCUAGAAAACUCAGUGGAAAAAAACUAAGACAUUCAAGUGCAGGUAGACAGCUCCGUCAUUGAAGAUGGCAUCUGAUAAAAUAAGGAGCGUGAUGGCUGAUUUACCACAGAACGAUCCAGCAAAGUGUGAAGGACUGAUUCGAGACCUGCAUUACAAGAUAGCUGCAAUGUCUGAUACAGCAGAAAAAGAAAAGCUCUUAAAUGAGCUCAAGACCGUUGCCUGCUUUGGAUUAGACGAAGAGCUGAGGAAAUUGCUCGAGAGGAGAGGGUUGGUAAUGGGGGCUCUCACCCUUGUGGUAAAAUACCUGACUAAUUUACCCGAACUUGCUCAAUAUCUUUGCGGAGAAGAUUCCAAACGGAACUUAGAGGACGUCGCAUUGGAGAAUCUUAAAAGAAGACUAGCACCAGAACUUGAACUACUUGGAAGGCUCACUGAAGCAAAUAUUGAUGUGACAAAGGACUGGGUUAAAAGGCUUUGCAAGAGAGCGCCGUCCCUGAAGGUGCUUCCGAGACUGAGCUUGGGGGAACUGGAAAGCUGCUGCCAAGGAGCCAAUGAAGGAGAAAUGAAAGAGGUUUACCGACUGGUUACAGUUUCUGAGUCACCCAAGGAGCAGCUGUUCGCUGUUCCACAAGAUGAAACACUUGUGAAGAAAAACCAGGAAUCUAAGGCUGUCGACGGGCCAAAACUAGAGAGAGCCAGAGAGUUGAUGACUGCAGCUAAAGCAAUGGCCACAGAACAAUCAGAGUCGUCAAAAAGAAAUGUGAAUUACAAACUAACUGAGAUUUUAAAAAUUCUAGAGCUACCGAGGGAAUGGUUCCAGCCAGAGACAGUGAGACCAGAGGAAACUUUUCAUCAACUAGAGCAGAUAAUUAAUCAUUACAGUAUAGUCAUGGAAUUAGGUGACAUGUACCUGAGCAAUGUAGAAAUAAUUGCAAAGGCCAGCGGCGGGCGAGCACUUUGUGGGGUCUACUAUUCCGAGUAUGAGCCACUUAAAACAGCAGGAAGGCCCCUCCUCUUGGUACCUGAGAAAGUAAUUUUGACCAAUCCAAGUGCUACUCAAGAGAUCAAGGUCAUGAAAUUCUCUGCCAAAGGGGUAGCUGCUGAUUACGUUCGCAACGUAGAAUCAUCAAGCUCCAGUGUUGGUGGCAGUGUGGCAGGGUUCCAUGGUUUAUUGGUCGGAGACGUGAAAGGAGGUUAUGGCUCUGAACAACAAAAACAAGCCGUCAACUAUGCUAAGGCUUCAACCACAAGUGCAUCAGUCCUACAGUACAUUAGAACUGCGAAGAAAACAUUUCAACUUGAUCGACAAGAGAUGAAGCUCUCUUUGUCUGCUAGAAGAAUGGCCCUGUCUAUUGCCCAAGGUAGAAAUGGAAGUGUAAGCAUCCCAGGAGGCAGUGGAUUUUCUUUCUGUGGCCUUCUGUGCAAUUCAAGCUUGUCGUCAAGGGACAAGGCAGCGGCACGCAAUUUCAUGAAACGUUAUGGGAGUCACUUUCCGUCAGGACUUCAAAGUCUGGGUGGGGUCUUCUUCAGCAUUGCCGAUGCCCAAAAUAAAAGCGAAAUAGAAGUGUCCACCUUAACCGAGGCUGCGGCAAAACAUCUGCAGCACCAGAUUUCCAUUGGCUUUCUUGGUGGAGCAUUUGGGGCUGGAGUGAGUGUCAGUGGCAGGAGUACUAGUGGUGCAGGACGAAACACUACUUCCCACAAAGAAGAUGCGGCGAUUAGCUUUACCUGUGAGGUUAAAUCCGUUGGACCCCCGGCAGCAAACCCUGUAACAUUUAAUAAGCUGUUGUCCUAUAAUUCCACUUGGGCAUUGAUUGACCGGGGAGAAGUGGAAGGUUACAUUCCUGUCUGGGAGUUAAUCAGGAAUAGUGGCAGCGAGUUUGAGAAAGCAGCGGAAGUCUUGGAAGCAACAUGGUAUUGGGACGAAAAGAAAAGGAAAGAUCAAUGGGAAAAGCAGAUCGCCAAAGAGAAAACUCAGAGAGAAUUAGGCAAGGCACAAGAGGAAAGAGGAGAAGAACUGGAAAGGGCCAAGGAGGAGUUACUGCACAUUAAGAAAGAACACCUUCGAAAAAGGGAUGAAUUUCUUAGAGUAUCGAGGUAUGAACGGGAAGACAUAAGGUCAUUUUGGCCAGCAAAUGGAAAGGACAUCUUCACUGGGCCUCGGAUGAAAAGAGCAGAGGCCUAUGACAGAGGCAUCCUUCACAUCAUGGAGGAUCCAGAACACAAUAUUUGUGGAAUUAUUGGGGAUGUGCAUAAGGAGGGUCUCUGCACUUUGAAAUGUUUGAAAUUCAAAGCUAAGCCCAAUUUCAAGCGUGUAGAUUAUGAGUGGCCAUCUUGGAAAUAUGGCGAUCGCGUGGCUCUCUUCUUCAGUGAAAUGUUCUUCAAGUGGAAGGAUCUUGUUCCAGAGCGAGAAUAAUUGCAUAUGUCAAACAUUUUUUUCGAAAACGUCUGGAAGCAAACGUAUCAGACCAUGCCAAGCAAACUAACCUGAGGGAAAGCAAAUAGUGCUUCUUGAGAGUUACUGAGAAUUCUCUUGUAUCAUUAAUCCAUAAAGCAUCAAAACUACAUGUGACACUCAAAACUACUGGUUUAAGCAGCCAAAAGGGUAUCAGCAAGGGAGGUUAGACAGCAACCCUAAAACACAGAAACUGGAAACUGAAAUCCAGAACCGGAAAUCCAGAAUCCGGAAACUGGAAUCCGGAAUCCACAAAUCAAAGAAAAUAAGUUCUUCACAUAUGCGAAAAUUAUUUUGCAUAGCUUUUGCCUGUAAGAAUUGAGAGGCCAAGUAAAAAGGACCUCAAACUUGACCUUUUUUGAAACAAGGAUUCCCAGUCUGCCGUACAACCAUAAUUUCUAGCAAAGGCUAUGAUUUUGAGAAUCUAAAUAAUGUGCAAAAUAACAACAAAAUAUUUUUCCCUAUAUCUGUUUAUUAGACAUUGCUGGAGUGAAUUAUUUCUAUUGUCAUUCUGGAUUCCGGAUUCUGGUUUUCGGUUCCUGAUUCCGGUUUCCAGAUUCCAUGUUUUAGGGUUGCCCGAGGCUAGAUCAAAAUGAAUGUACCCAUGGGCACCCUAUCAUAACUAUCCCAUAUGCCUCAGAAAACAAAUAUUUUUUUCUCGAGGCUUUUUAGGAUGUUUAAGUGGAUUUUGACCUGAAUUAUAGCAGCGUAAUAUUCUGAGAAAAGCAAAAUGAACUAAAAUGCCACAGGAAGGCAUGUUUUGGCAUUAGAGAGGUUCAAUGGCUUUCAGAAUCUUAUCGAGAUAUCAUUGUACAACAAAUUUUCUAGUCUUUUAUGAAAGUGAUUUGGCGGAACUUCCACAAUGAUACUUUGCAUUUUGAUUUGUCGAGUGCCCCUGGCUACAGAACUUGGCAUAUUUUAGUCUAGAUUAUAAUAGCUUUGUAAAGGAAUUUCCUUUGCCAAUUCAAUGUAUUCACUUGUUUCAGGCCUACUCUGAUCUGGGACCUUAAGUCGCCAUAACUUAAGGUGACUUUGGGCGAUUUAAGGCCUUAAGCAAAAUUGGCCAAAAAGACAUUGUGACUUUAUGCGACUUAAGGCAAUUUUAGGCGACUUGAGGACAUUUCACUAGAGUGAUAUAAAUUUAAAUUUAGCAACAGUCUCUCCAUAUAUCUCUUGCAAUAAACCUAUAUUGUAUCAAUAGUGGUACAUAAUUAAGUUACCACAGUCUCAAAUAUCGUGGGCUGGGUUGUUCAAAACCUUAUUAAACUAACCCAGGAUUAGAGAGAAUUUUGAUUUCAGUUUUGUAACUUUUCGGUCCAGUUUUCUGUUUAUGUUGUUUGUCUUUCAGUUUUGAUCAAGUUUGAUUCAUCUUAACCUACACAACCAUAAGCAGUGAAAGAUAUUUCUAUCCAAACAGUAUAUAUAUUACUUUUUGUAACUUUUAACUUUUAAACAUUUACUGGUUUUCAAACAACCCAGGUCAGAGGCCCGUUUCUCAAAAGCCACAGAAACUUUUCAGGCCCAUAAAGCCAUUAUUAGUUCAUCUGUAUCUAGAAAUAGAGAAGUGUAUAUGCCUAAAACUUCUUGUAUGAAGGGAACCUCUCUUCACAUAAAAGAAUAUGUGAAUAAAACAGCUCUGUAAUUGUAAGGUUCAAGACUUUGCUUAAUGGCUUUACGGACCUGAAAAGUUUCCAGGGCUUUCGAGAAAUGGGCCCCAGAUUUCAAACCAUUUUUAAAAAAAUUCUAUUAAAGAAAUAAUUACCACAACACCGAACAGUUAGUAUUAUAAGAAUAAUAAUAACAAUAAAUACCAGCAAGGUAGCAUGAAUAUUAGUGAAGAUAUCACAA